AGGCACGUUGGAGCCAGCGGCGCCGGGCGCAGGUAUUUCAUGGAGAGAUUCCUUCCUGCCCCAUGUUGCCUGAGUGCUAGCAUUGCAGCUCUCUGCAGUGCCAUCUGAGACCAUAGGAGCUGGACUCAGCGAUGGGGGACUCUCCAACAAAUGCCACGGAUAGAGGCAUAAACAUGUACUGCAAAGACACACAGACUGAACUGGCAGAGAGGGUAGCAGCCAUAGAUGUAGCUGUUGGCCCAGACAGAAGUGACCAAAAUGGUGAAGACAACACUGAAGAAAAUGACACAGUCUUUUCUGAUAGCAUAAAAGACAUCCAAAGAAAUGGGGUCAGCAGUGACGUGGGAAUGAAUGAAUUCCUGCCUUCCCAAAGGUCAGAAGAUGCUCACUGGAGACACGUUCCCAAGAGGCCUCUCACUAGACCUGGCUUAUCAAGUAGGAAGUUGUCUCUUCAGGAGAGAUCAUCAGGAGGUUACUUGGCUUCUAGCAACGCUCCAGGUUAUGGUCCUUAUGCCACAGGGCCAUCACCACGUAUAAUGAGGAGACCAACAAUAGAGUCCAAUCGGGUGUCUAUAUCAGAUUCUGAGGACUGUGUGCAGUUAAACCAGUACAAGCUACAGAGUGAAAUAGGCAAGGGUUCCUAUGGUGUUGUGAAACUGGCCUACAACGAGAACGAUGACAAGUACUAUGCUAUGAAAGUUCUCUCCAAAAAGAAGCUCUUGAAGCAGUAUGGAUUUCCACGACGGCCUCCUCCCAGAGGGUCAAAAGCAUUGUCAGGAGAGCAGCCAAAACCCAUGGCACCACUGGACAGAGUCUAUCAGGAAAUAGCCAUCUUAAAGAAACUGGACCAUGUCAACAUUGUUAAGCUGAUAGAGGUCCUUGAUGAUCCUGCAGAGGACAACUUGUACAUGGUGUUUGACCUCCUGAGGAAAGGGCCUGUGAUGGAGGUGCCCAGUGAGCAGCCCUUCAGCGAGGAGCAGGCUCGGCUCUACUUCCGAGACAUCGUCUUGGGCAUUGAGUACUUGCACUACCAGAAGAUCAUUCACCGGGACAUCAAGCCUUCCAACUUACUCCUAGGGGAUGAUGGGCAUGUCAAAAUUGCUGAUUUUGGAGUCAGCAAUCAAUUUGAAGGGAAUGAUGCCCAGCUUUCCAGCACAGCAGGAACACCAGCCUUCAUGGCACCAGAGGCCAUUUCAGACACUGGCAAAAGCUUCAGUGGAAAGGCACUUGAUGUAUGGGCCAUGGGAAUUACCCUGUACUGCUUUGUUUACGGGAAGUGCCCCUUUAUAGAUGAAUACAUUCUGGGUCUACAUAACAGGAUCAAGAACAAGCCUGUGGAGUUCCCAGAAGAAGCACGGAUAAGUGAAGAGCUCAAGGAGCUGAUCCUACGCAUGCUCGAUAAAAACCCAGAAACGAGGAUAACAGUCCCUGAAAUUAAGGUGCACCCGUGGCUGACCAGGGCUGGUGAGGAGCCUCUGCCUCUGGAGGAGGAGCACUGCAGUGUGGUGGAGGUGACUGAGGAGGAGGUGAAGAACUCGGUGAAGACGAUUCCGAGUCUGCCAGCAGUGAUCCUGGUGAAGGCCAUGCUGAGAAAACGCUCCUUUGGGAAUCCCUUUGAGGCUCAGACGAGGCGGGAGGAGAGAUCCAUGUCUGCCCCAGGGAACUUACUCAUAAAACAAGGGAGCAGAGAAGCAGGCAGAGAGCCGGAGCUGCCCGACGUGUGUGAAGACGAGGCCACGUCCUGAAGCCGUGGCUGCCCUGGGCUGCUCACGUGCUGCUGCUGUCCCUCCCAUCGUGGUGUUGUCUAGCACACAUCUACCCUCAUCACCCAGUCUGGAGCCUGCAAAGCAAAAACAAACACCCACAACUACACCUGAAGCGAAACAGACCAAGGCAGCAAAGCAGAGAGGAGGAACAGAGCAGCAAUAAGAAGAGCGAGUCCUGGAGCGAGUCCCGCUGGGCCUCGGGUGCCCGUGCUCCUGGCCCAGUGUCUGCACCCUCUGUGUGUGCCUUGCUCCCCACUUGUGCUUCACCUCUGGGCUUUGCACUUGGGUGUCUUGGCCA
Messenger RNA from Colius striatus (speckled mousebird), 2064 nucleotides. RefSeq names its product calcium/calmodulin dependent protein kinase kinase 1 (gene CAMKK1). The coding region runs from base 132 to 1745 and encodes 537 amino acids. Lineage: Eukaryota; Metazoa; Chordata; Aves; Coliiformes; Coliidae. The record is from RefSeq and is a predicted model, not a curated record. Gene Ontology annotation, molecular function: ATP binding; protein kinase activity. Gene Ontology annotation, biological process: protein phosphorylation; CAMKK-AMPK signaling cascade; activation of protein kinase activity. The transcript has 16 exons.